GUGGAGACUUUGAAAUAAUAUGCAUGGAUGAAUUUAUCGAUAAUCUUCUUCGUGAAGAACGUGUCUUUGAUACAAUAUUACCUCGGCUUUCUAAACGUCAUGUGCUGGAAGAGAACGACGAGUUACCGCCAAGAAUUAGCGCGUUAGAAGAUGAUCUGGAAGACGAUUUAUCAGAGUGA
Molecule: messenger RNA, 179 nt
Organism: Paraglomus occultum
Lineage: Eukaryota; Fungi; Glomeromycota; Glomeromycetes; Paraglomerales; Paraglomeraceae
Source: the annotation of a GenBank genome assembly